Messenger RNA from Brassica napus (rape), 1059 nucleotides. RefSeq lists its product as uncharacterized. The transcript has 4 exons. Bases 1 to 1059 code for a protein of 352 amino acids. The record is from RefSeq and is a predicted model, not a curated record. NCBI's taxonomy places the organism in Eukaryota, Viridiplantae, Streptophyta, Magnoliopsida, Brassicales, Brassicaceae. Gene Ontology annotation, molecular function: aspartic-type endopeptidase activity. Gene Ontology annotation, biological process: proteolysis.
AUGAAGAACAUUGGAUCCUACAAGUUCAAAGGAGGAUCCGAUCCUAUUGAGGCCGACAAGUGGAUUACUAUGAUGGAGAAGAAUUUUGAAACCAUGGAGUGCCCGGAGGAGUACAAGAAGAAGAUCAAUGUGUACUACUUGGAAGGUGACGCCACAGGAUGGUGGGACAGCAUAGACAGGCAGCAUGGACACACCAUCACAUCGUGGGAGUCGUUCAAGGGAGAGUUUGGGAGGAAGUAUUUUCCUCCAGAAGCAAAGCAUCGAUUGGAGCGCCAGUUCAUGAACCUUGUUCAAGGAGAUAGGCCCCCGGAGCUUGGAAGUCGUUUAGGUGGAAGCAACUUUAGCAGCUUAUCGGAUCUGGUGGAAAAGGCUGUUAAUGUUGAGACUGUAUUGGAGGCUGAAAGGAAGACCUUACCACAUUCUGGUGGACACACCAAGUUUAGCCAAGGAGAAAGGCCAAAUUUCAACAAGGGUCCAAGAUCUUACAAAGGCAAAGGGCGAGGCUUUGGAGGCCAGGCCAACAAUCGUGGUAACACUGGUGUACAACGGAGUAACCAGCAAGGUUAUUCAUCGCUGAGGAAGGAAGAUGUUACUUUUUUCUUCUGUGGAAGGAAGCGCCACUAUGCAUCGUCAUGUCCAAACAAGCCAAUCCAUGCGACCCCUCUCGCAAUCCGAGCUCCUCCUAGCCGUCCAGCUAUUGAGCCAGAACCAAAGAAGCAAAAUCUAGGAGGUAGAGUUUAUGCCUUAGGUGUAGAAAACCCAGACAAUGCAGGACCGUCAAGCGGUCCCAUCACAGCAGGAACCAUACAUGUUGCUGGUAAACCCACACAUGUAUUGUUCGACUCGGGGGCAACACAUAGUUUUGUGACCCCUAAAGUAGCUGCCCGGUUUUGGGAUUGUUUUGUGGUUGACAGGAUAGAUGUGGCCGUCUUGACCCCCGCAGACCGAAACCUUCAAGAAAAUCAGUUUAUCAAGAAUGUUCCAUUGGUCAUUCAAGGCAAAGAGUUUGUGGCAGAUCUAUUAGUCGUGCCUUUGAAAGGGUACGAGGUAAUCCUUUGA